Molecule: messenger RNA, 751 nt
Organism: Cucurbita pepo subsp. pepo (vegetable marrow)
Lineage: Eukaryota; Viridiplantae; Streptophyta; Magnoliopsida; Cucurbitales; Cucurbitaceae
Product: histone H2B.1
Cellular component (GO): nucleosome
Molecular function (GO): protein heterodimerization activity; structural constituent of chromatin; DNA binding
Source: RefSeq, a predicted model, not a curated record
GAAUUCAUUUUUUCUCACACUAAGAAGCCAUUACUGAGGAAUUUUCAAAUUCGUUUGUAACUUAGCAAUGGCGCCGAAGGCCGAGAAGAAGCCCGCCGAGAAGAAGCCAGCAGAGGAGAAGAAGGCCGAGAAGGCUCCGGCGGAGAAGAAGCCGAGAGCAGAGAAGAAGCUUCCCAAAGACGGUGCCGAUAAGAAGAAGAAGAAGGCGAAGAAGAGCGUGGAGACUUACAAGAUCUACAUCUUCAAGGUCCUCAAGCAAGUUCAUCCUGACAUUGGAAUCUCCAGUAAGGCUAUGGGGAUUAUGAACAGUUUCAUCAACGAUAUCUUCGAGAAGCUCGCUCAGGAAUCCUCCAAACUCGCUCGCUACAACAAGAAGCCGACCAUCACCUCUCGGGAGAUCCAAACCGCUGUGCGCCUUGUUCUUCCUGGUGAGUUGGCUAAGCACGCCGUCUCUGAGGGUACCAAGGCUGUUACCAAAUUUACUAGCUCUUAGAUUGAUAGAAUUUAGGUUAUUCUCGUGUAAAAAUUGAUCUAACUGCUCGGAGUCGGUGAUUUCGCUUCCUUUCGAUGCAUAAGUUGGAAUUGGACGAAUGAAUCGGGUAAUAUGAUGAGAUUCCUUUAGCUGCUUGCUAGAUCUUCGCCUCAUUGUUGAGAUUUUUAGAUAUUCGAUCUUUGUGCUUGAUCUAAUGAUUUCUCGUGUAAAAAUCGAUCUGAAUGUUCUGAAUAGUUGAUUUCGCUUUCUUUUGUUGCA